Strigops habroptila (Kakapo) is the source of this 8286-nucleotide messenger RNA. RefSeq names its product natural killer cell triggering receptor (gene NKTR). Gene Ontology annotation, cellular component: nucleus. Gene Ontology annotation, molecular function: peptidyl-prolyl cis-trans isomerase activity. Lineage: Eukaryota; Metazoa; Chordata; Aves; Psittaciformes; Psittacidae. The record is from RefSeq and is a predicted model, not a curated record. Gene Ontology annotation, biological process: protein peptidyl-prolyl isomerization; protein folding. The transcript is spliced from 13 exons. Bases 2593 to 5919 code for a protein of 1108 amino acids.
UCAGUUCUGAGAUAAGUAAGUCUUGAUUCCAAAGCUAUUUAAUGCAGACAGGUCUACUUAUAGAUCACCUUUUGCAUGAAACUAAUGUUGCAUGACAAUCCUUUUUAUAUGCAUGACUUUCAGAUAAUUUUUUUGGUAAUACUUAACUUUAACUGACAAUUAAUUAAGGCUAACAUUAUUGGUUAAACAUGACUUUCAGCAUGGAGGUUAGGCAACUUUAUUCAUGAAUAAACUCCUAUCUUCCUGCCUAAAACUGUCAACAUAUUCUUUUGUUUAUAGAGAAUGUGGUCUUUUGCAAAAUGAAAAGGUAAGAGACAAAAGCUCAGUAACACAAAUUCAAACUCUGUUCCCUUGUACCCUCCCUAGUAAAUAUAUAGACAACCGAUACAUCCGUUUGUAGAUGGAUAUGUGUUUCUUGGAGAAAUGAAGAGUUCUGUGUCUGACCUUUCUAAGGGUUAAUGGCUUGUUCUGAGAAAGAAUACUGGCAUAAUUUCCAUCUCUAAACAAUUAUUUCUUGUUUUGUUAAUGUCCCUUUCCUCCCCUUCCCUAUUCAAGGUUUGUAUGCUUAGUAUUUGUUUCUAAAAGUGUUUGACUUUGUGUAUAUGCUACAAAAGUUACUUUACUUGCAAAGACAUUGUAAAUAAAUGUACAUUUACUUCUUUUUAAAAUCUGUUGUUGGAAGGAAAAUGGUGAGUUUAUAACAUAUUCAUUUAAAGACGUACAAUUCUUUACUGGGGAAAAAAAACCCAAACAACAAAACAGCACAAACCAACGGGUAGUUACUGUGGUAUUUAAGCAUUAAAAAAAAACACUUCAUGUAUUUGGGUAACAGCCCCUGAUUCUGUAUGUUUUGCAAGUAGCUCUGCGUGAUGAAGUGCAUGCAAUUGUGUCUUACAGAGACAUAAUUGGAGUAUUACAACCUUUAGUCAAAAGAAAGUCUUGAACAGAUGCGUUUGCUAAGUAGUUACUAGGGUUAGUUUCUAAAGGGGGUGAGUGCUGAACAUGCAGGACUGUGAUAUGUAAUCUUAAAAGUAACAGCUCCGUACACUCAAAUUACUAUUUUUAGCUUUGAAAAUGAGCUUCAGGAGAUCUGGUUUUAUAUUAUGCUGUGCAACCAGAAGUCCUCUUUAAUUCACUGGAAUACAAAAUGCAUCUUUACUUUAGUCUUAAUUGAUUUUAUACUUAGGUUGGAGGAACAAUGUGUUCUUUAGUUUCUCAUUCAGGUAUUUAUAUUUUUUCCCCUUGGACAUAUUGAGACUUCCAGUUUGGAGUGGAUAGGUGGCUAUCUCGUAACGCUCCAUACCGGGGAAAUGGCUUUUUCUCCUGAUCCUUCUACCUGAGAUGCAUGCUGUGUAAAUAACAGUAUCAUGUAUGUUCAGUCUUGUUUUAGGAUGUCAGUCAAUUUGCCAACAAUGUUCUUAUUUAGAAAAUGCUGGAUUUAAAGCCAUGUCUAUGAGAAUCUACUGUUUAUUGAAGAAACUACUAAUGACUUUAAAUGUUUUUUCAUUAGAAAUGUUUGCACUGUAUCUGAAGCUUUUUCUUUAAGAAAGAAUGCUUUCUGUCUCAUAACUGCUUCUACUGUAACUUUUGAGAGGCUUGCUUAAACUUUAUUUUUGUUUUUCUCCAACUUGUUCAUGUUUCUUCAGCAGCAGCAGAAUUUCUCCUUAUAGCAUCCAUAAGUUACUAAGAAACUUAGCCUUGCGUUCUUUGUCAGGGAAAAUCUGACGAACAUAUUUUUUCUUCAAACAGAUGAAAACUUUAUUCUCAAACAUGACAGAGCGUUCCUUUUGUCAAUGGCAAACCGAGGGAAACAUACCAAUGGUUCCCAAUUUUUCAUAAACAGUGUUACAUCGUGCGCUCCAAAGAACAACAAAACCUGCUCCUCAUCUCGAUGGUGUACAUGUUGUCUUUGGACUGGUUAUUUCUGGGUUUGAGGUAAUAGAACAAAUAGAAAAUCUGAAAACCGAUACUGCAAGUAGGCCCUAUGCAGAUGUACGAGUUAUUGACUGUGGGGUGCUUGUUACAAAAUCAGCAAAAGAUGCUUUGGAGAAGAAGAAGAAAGUAUGUUCUGAGUCAGAAGCUUCAGACUCCUCCUCCAGUGCAUCAAGCUCUUCAGAAACUUCAUCUGAAAGUGAAGCAGAAAAUGAAAGAAGCAGAAGAAGAAAGCGUAAAAGAAGAGCUAAAACCAAACAAUCAAGAAAACGAAGAAAGGAAGAGAGGAAGAAAGAGGAUCCAAAGUGCAGGCGAGCCUCAAACCAAAGACGCAGCCUUUCUGACAAGAGCGAUAUAACAGAAAAAGCGGUUGAUGUUAGCACGAAGAGGGACAAACCUGUGGUACGUCCUGAAGAAAUUCCCCCAGUGCCUGAAAAUAGAUUUUUGCUGAGAAGAGAUGUGCCCGUUGUCAAUAUAGAACCUGAACCGAAGCUUCUUGAUACUACGCCAGUUCUGGCUGACCCGAAACCAUCAGUCUCUAAAUCUGGACGAAAAAUUAAAGGAAGAGGCACAAUACGAUAUCACACCCCACCUCAAUCACGAUCAUGUUCUGAAUCUGAUGAUGAGAGCAGUGAGACCCCUCCUCACUGGAAGGAGGAAAUGCAGAGAUUACGAACAUACAGACCACCUAGUGGAGAAAAGUGGAGUAAAGGCGAUAAGUUGAGUGACCCAUGUACAAGCAGAUGGGAUGAAAGAAGCGUGUCCCGGAGGUCAAGAUCAUGGUCACGUAAUGGUUAUUCUGAUCUAAGUACUGUGAGAUAUUCUAGCCACCACAAAAAGCACAGAAAAGAUAAAAAGAAGGUGAAACAUAAAAAGAAAUCCAAAAAGCAGAAGCAUUUCAAGAAGCACAAGCAAACAAAAAAGAAGAAAACGUCAGCAUCGUCAGAUGUAGAGUCUUCUCAUUCCUUUCUCAGGAGGACAAAAUCAUCUUGUAAUCAUGACAGGAAAUCUCGUUCUUCUUCAUCAUCUUCCAGACAUUCAUCCAGAAGAGACUGGUCUAAAUCUGAUAAGGAAGACCAGAGCUCAUCGACUUUGUCAAGCAGAGGGACUCGAUCAUACUACAGGUCCAGAUCUAGAUCUAAAUCAAGGUCUUAUUCCCGAAGAAGUUCUAGAUCAAGAUCAGCAUCUAAAUCAUCAUGUUCUCGAAGUAGGUCAAGGUCAAGUUCUAACCCUAGGCAUCAAAAGACAGUUUCCAAUUCUCCACAAAAUAUUUCAACACGAUUAAAUGAGAAUAAGCUUACCAAGACUGCUGAGCCUGUAAGAGCAGUUAUACUCCCAAGUGAUAAAGUUGUCGUACCACCAGUUGUCCCAGAAAACCUCCCUGUUAUACCAUUAAGUGACAGUCCACCGCCUUCAAGGUGGAAACCUGGGCAGAAACCAUGGAAGCCGUCUUAUGAGCGAAUUCAGGAAAUGAAAGCUAAAACGACACAUUUAAUACCCACACAAACUAAUUACAAUUUAGUAGCCGUUAAAGAGGCUAAUACUGCUUCCUCAUAUCAUAAGCGACAAAGGAGUUCAGAUAGUGAUCAAAGUGGUUAUUCCAAAUACCGUAGUGACAGAAGCUCAGAUAGUUGUCUGAGAUCAAGAAGCAGGUCCUCUCAAAGUAGGUCAUACUCAAGAUCUUACACGAGAUCUAGAAGUCCAUCUAGCUCUAGGACAAAAUCUCAUUCUUCUGGCAGAUCACCAUCACUGAGUAAAUACCGCAGUGACAGGUCAGGUUAUAGUGAGUCAACAUCUUACUCUUCCCUUAGUGAUGAUGAUAGACACAGAGGCAAAAGAAAAUCUGCAUCAAGUGAUCAGAAAGCUCGGCCUCUUAAACUGAGGCAAGAAACAAGCUCUGAAAGUACUAUCCCUUAUAAGCAUACGAAAGACUACGAUGAGUCUUCUCAGGGCUUGAAAGAGAGUGACAGUUCAUCAUCUUCAGACUUCUCUACUGACAGUGAGCAUUCUGCCAAAAUGAAAGUAGUCCAAGAAAAAGAAGACCAUUUUCAGUUCGAAAGAGGUACUCAGAAGCAGGACAAAAAUAGCUUAAGUUCUGAGCAAGGGGAGGAGGAACCCAAGUGCGAGCGGGAUUCUGAUGAUGCUAAAAAGAAAGCAGCUAAGGAGAAAUCUUCUGAGCAACCAAGAGGUGGUGGAAAAACUAAACAAAAAUCCUAUUCAGGUAGUAAAUGGGACUCUGAAUCAAAUUCUGAAAAAGGAGAGGCAAGACGUAAUAGGGGAGAUUCCAGACUCUCCUCUAGUAAGGAAGAAGGAGAGGCCACCUCAGGAUCUGAUACAGAGCAUAGUGUUACCAAAAGAAUAAAAAAACAAUCAAAUUCUUCAGAAGGCUUUCUGGAUUCUGAUUGUACAUGGAAGACAAGCAAGCAGUUGUCAUCUUCUGAAUCUGACAGCUCUUGUUCUAGCUCAACAAACAUUAGAGGAAAGUCAAAAAAACACAAACAUGGAUCGAAAAAAGCUCUUAAAAAAUCCCAUUCAAAAAAAGUGAAAGAAAAAUCAAAAGGGAAAAAGGAGAAGAAACACAAAGUUCAGAAAAGAAAAGAAAUGUUUCAUUGGCAGCCCCCUCUGGAGUUCGGUGAAGAAGAUGAUGAUGAGAUAAAUGAAAAGCCGGUUACCAAGGAUGAUAAAGAAAAGCAACUUACCAGGGACAUAAACUUGUUUUUUAUCCUUUAUGACAAGGAUGAAAUAGUCCAAGAUAAAAUGGGAAAUACUGAAAAGCCUUCUGUGGGUGAAAACCUUUUAAGUAAAAACACUACAUGUGGUGCCUCACCAGAUUGCAAUAACCUUAAUAAAGAUAGCAUUGAAACAAAUGCUUCAGCCAGUAUCUUAAACUCAGGAAUAAAUGUGACCGCUUGCAAGGAUGAGAUGAAACAAGCUGAAGAAAGUAACCAGAACGGAUUGGAAGAUGUUAUUGAGACAGAUGACAACAUGGAGAUUUGUACUCCAGAUCGUAAUUCACCAGGGAAGGUUGAUGUAGAUGUUUUGUCUCCUGUCAUUCUCACUGCUAAACCUCAGGCUUUAGAUGCUAGUAUAAACAAAGAUUUACAGGUUAAGACCCCUGAACAAGAUGCUGUCAAACUAGGAAACAAUGUUACAGAUUUCAUAAAUAUUAAAGAAGAAAAAGAAACAGGAAUGCAAGAAAGUAAUUCUGCUCCUGUGUCUAGUGCUAAAGACUGUAGUUUAAAAAGUGAAAUUACUGAAAAUACACAAAGCAAUAUGAUAGAUAAUAAAUGGAAGCCUUUGCAAGGUGUUGGUAACUUACAACCAACCACAAUUAGUACUGCUGCAGAAGUUAAGAACAUAGCUUCAGUGCCAGAGCCUAAACCAGCAGGUUUAAGAAUUGAAAUAAAAGCUAAAAAUAAAGUAAGGCCUGGAUCUCUGUUUGAUGAAGUUAGAAAAACAGCACGGCUAAAUCGAAGGCCAAGGAACCGAGAAAGUUCCAGUGAGGAAGAAUCUCCAAGUAGAGAUGAUAAUAGCCCAUCCAGGAGUCUCAGUAGGUCACGAAGUAAAUCUGAAUCUAAAUCCAGACACAGAACAAGGUCCAUAUCUUACAGUCACUCAAGAAGUCGCUCUCGAAGUUCUACAUCUUCGUAUCGAUCAAGAAGCUAUACAAGAAGCCGAAGCAGGGGAUGGUAUAGCAGAGAUCGGUCAAGAAGUCGGAGUAGUUCUUACCACAGUUACAAGAGCCGUAGUCGAACCUAUAGUAGAAGUAGAUCCAGAAGUAGUUCUUAUGGUCAUCAUAGUCGAUCCAGUAGGUCAUACACAUAUGAUAGUUACUACAGCAGAAGUCGAAGUAGAAGUAAAAGGAGUGACAGCUAUCGAAGAUCUAGAAGUUAUGAUAGGCGAUCCAGAUCUUACGGCUCUGACAGUGAAAGCGAUCGCAGUUACUCUAACAAUCGAAGUCCCAGUGAAAGCAGCAGAUAUAGCUGAAACCGUUUCUUUGACGACGGAAACUGUAUUUAAUAAUUUUUUCAGUGUUAUGUUAAAACUGUUUUGACAGUGUCACAAGUGAAGUUGAAGGGUGUUUACUGAGUUAGCUGAAACUUUACUAUUUAAUGGUGAACUCGCUUGACUGACUGUAUACUUAUGGAGAGGAAUACUGAACUUAACUGGGUUUUUUUAAAUUUUUUUUUUAAUAUCAACUGCUUUUACAAAAUAUGGAGGGGGGAAAAAGAAAAAAAAAAGUAUUAUUUCCCCGAAUUGGGUUUCCAAGCCAUGAAUGACAGGGGAAUUUGCUGCCACCGCUUUUCUGGGUGCAGCUAUUGGUACUGUCUUCAAGUAUGUUUAUAAACAUCUUAGGUCUUCCUGCUUGUUCCUGUUAAAUAGAUGCUAGCAACUAUAAAACUGUGAAGAAAAAAACCACAAACCUUCUAACAAAGGCUGCCAUUUCUAGUUUAUUAAAAUGCUUUUUUUAAUGCUGGAAGAUGGGUUUCUGUGAUGUCUUGUUUGUUGAUUAUUGCAUUAUAUACAGUACAUACACACAAGAGCUAGGUGAUGAAAACAAAGGCUGCCACUCUGUCUUAAUCCUUUCUGUACUGUGAUAUUUCAGAAGUCUGCUGAAAAGGGUGAGAUUACAUACAACAUGAAUUGUUAAGCUGACAAUAGUGAGCAAAAGCAUGGUGAAUUUUGCUCUUAAUAUCCAACUUGUCUAAACUUUACAUUUAAUUUUGUGAUAAAACAGCAAUAUUCUUAAGAAUCUAAGAAUUCUUGCAUUUCAUUUCAGUUCACAUUACAAUGCUUGGUGUACUUCAACACAUUUUUGAAGUUGAAUGUUGGAAACUGUUGAGUAUAUCACGAGUUUGUUCAAAACACUUUUUUAAUGAUACCUAAUGAUAAUUUUUUGAGAAAACAAACCGUAAUGGUUCCUUUAUAAGAAUGUCUGUAGAUGUAUUCCAUUUGCCAUAGGGAAUAUCAGAUACUGAUAUUGCAAAUACUGAACUAUAUAUCGUUAAAGUGAUAUAACUACAAAAAGCCUGGUAUGCCUGGUAAAAAGCAUGGACAAUACUUUCAAAGUAAAGUUCAAUACCAAAAAUGACUCUGUGUUACAGGUAAAUGGUUUGCAAAAAACCCCAUAGAUUUUAGCUGAAGAGCACUGAGCAAUUUUUGCAAUAUUCUGAUUUGAGUUGAUUUAAAAUAAUUUGUAAAGUUUUUCAGUGUUUAGAAAGUUCUGUACUAAGACACAUUUUUUUAGUGGCAUAAUGUAACCUGAAAAAUGGGGUCUGUAUUGAAAAAACAGACUAACACAGCUUUAUUAGAGCUAAUGGGUACUGUUGUAUGAUAAUAGUUUUCAUUACCGACUUUCUGUAGUAUCUUGAGAUGCUUUCAUUUUCUCAAACUUUUCAGAUAUUGAAAUUACAAAAAAAAACAACCACCUCAUCAGGACCCAACAGCUUUGAAAAUUAAAAGUGGUAAUUUCUUGCUUAGACAUUAAUUCAUACAGUCUCUUUGAUUGAAUUAAGCUAUGCAAAAUUAGCUUUUGGUACACUUCAGAAACAUGAAAAGAAAGCUCAAAGUGAAGUUUGAAGAUUGCGAUGGUGCCCUCCAUUUCUGUUCAUGAACAGCUGAGUAAGACAUUUGUAGUAAGUUCCUAAAACUGAAUUUGUCGUAUAGUUUUUUCCACUUUCGAGAAGAACCCAAAAUUCUGGGCUUACACCCUUCCUCCUCUUGAAGCUCAAUGAAAAAUUGUGUGCAUAUAAUCCUUUCAAAUCAAUAUUUUGUAAGCUUCUUAUGCUUUUCAACAUUAAGGACAUUUAUUACUUAAGUCAGUACACAUCUAUAGGCAUGUUUCUAACAGUAGCUGCCAUUUCAGAGUCCUGAACAGAUAGUGCUAACUCAUAAGAGUUUCAUAGUUUAGUUUUUUCCCUUACGGAGAAAAUAGAACUAGUGGGUUAGUGGUCUGUCAAAAUGCACAACUAUAAACAUUGUCAUUUACUUACUAGAGAAGAACUUGCUCCAGAAUCAAACUUCAUCAGAGUUGACUUUUUAAGGCCAGGAAAAGGUAAUAAAAAUACAGUCAAUCAGUUAAUUGUAAUUGUCCAAAAUUACUGUAAUGCCACUAAUGGCUAUUUCAUAUCUUGAAUUAAAGCUUUAUAAAGAAAUUCUAUCUGGUAAAUGGUUGGGGAGGGGUUUGAGGGAAGGAGGGAGGGAGUAUUUUUACUUAAUGAAGUCUGUUAAAUUGUGCUUCAGAUAGCAAACGUAUCCCUGAGCUGGUUUUCUAAUGUUGGUCUAUGUUUUUGCAAUUUUGUUAUUCAAAAGUAGUUGCUGUUUGUAAAAUAAACUUUUGUACAUAUCUGCAAA